AACAGGUUCUUCUUCACCGUCAUCUCAUUCAAUUGAGUUGAGUCCCAUUGACUGCUAUCCAUCCACAAGAUGAAGUUUAAAUCAAUCAGUACUAUCCUCCUCCUCACUGCAACAGCCGUGCCCGCAAUCGCAGGCCCAAUCGGAUACGCCAUCUGUCAAACCGGCUGCAACGGCAUCGCUGUUGCAUGCUACUCUGCAGCCGGUUUUACAUUCGGCGUCGCACCGCCUGCAGCCCCUCCCGCUAUUAUAGCUUGCAAUACAGCACUUGGGGCAUGUAUGGCAGCUUGCGCUGUAGUCGCGUUUGGACCCACUCCCUGA
Suillus plorans is the source of this 318-nucleotide messenger RNA. RefSeq lists its product as uncharacterized. The transcript is spliced from 2 exons. The coding region runs from base 70 to 318 and encodes 82 amino acids. NCBI's taxonomy places the organism in Eukaryota, Fungi, Basidiomycota, Agaricomycetes, Boletales, Suillaceae. The record is from RefSeq and is a predicted model, not a curated record.